Molecule: messenger RNA, 1920 nt
Organism: Anneissia japonica
Lineage: Eukaryota; Metazoa; Echinodermata; Crinoidea; Comatulida; Comatulidae
Product: protein arginine N-methyltransferase 3-like
Exons: 14
Coding region: 133-1683 (516 amino acids)
Biological process (GO): peptidyl-arginine methylation
Cellular component (GO): nucleus
Molecular function (GO): protein-arginine N-methyltransferase activity
Source: RefSeq, a predicted model, not a curated record
UGCGCUUUAGAUGAUAAUUGUAUUUAUAGAGGGCGUCAUCUGUUGUUUUGCAACAGCACAUGUUGACUUUCCUUGUUUAUCAAAAUAUUGGUCCCAAAAUAUUAGUCCUCUUUUCAUUAAUAUUCUAGAGUAAUGACAGAAAUGGAUGAUGAUAAUGAUAUUCCAGAUUUAGAUGAUGCAGAAAUUGAUGAUGAUACUUGGGAUGACUUUGAAGAUGAGCCGAUGAACUCGGAUUGUCCAUGUUUGUUUUGCCCUAGAAUAUUUCCAUCAGCUGAUCAGGUUCUGCAGCAUUGUAAUGUAGUACACUGCUUUGAUAUCACUACAGUACAAAGAAAAUAUGAUCUUGAUUGUAUUUCAUAUAUAAAGAUGAUCAAUUUUAUUAGAGCAAAGAAGCCAGAGCCAGUUCAAUUCUUGGAGAAUUACCCGAUUGGUCAGCUCCCCUGGGCAGCAGAUGAUUUUAUGAAACCUGUACUCAACAAUGAUCUCAUGCUUAUAUUUGACAUUGAAUCAAUGACGAAAGAGACCAAAACAAACAUUAAUGUAAAUAAUGUUAACCAAGAUAAUACCGAUCGUCAUAUGGAUGAAAACAGCCUGCUGCAACGGUUGAAGGAGGCAGAACAUCGGGCAGCAAAAGCUGAGGAUGCAUUGGUUCAUGCAAUGAAAGAUCUUGAUUUAGUGAGGUCAACUACAAAGAACCUUUUGGAGUGCAAAGAUGUUGCAAUAGAUUCAGAAGAAGACCAAUCAUAUUUUGAUUCUUAUGCACACUUUGGAAUUCAUCAAGAAAUGUUGCAAGACAAAGUUCGCACAGAAAGCUACAGGGAUUUUAUUUACGACAACCAGCAUAUUUUUAAAGAUAAGGUUGUAUUAGAUGUUGGAUGUGGAACUGCAAUUUUAUCAAUGUUUGCAGCAAAAGCAGGAGCUAAACAUGUGAUUGGAAUUGACCAAUCAGAAAUUGUCUACCAAGCAAUGGACAUAGUAAGAGAAAAUGGGCUUCAGAAUGUGGUGACACUUAUAAAAGGCAAGGUGGAGGAAGUUGAACUUCCAGUAAAGCAGGUUGAUAUCAUUAUAUCUGAGUGGAUGGGUUACUUUCUUCUCUUUGAAUCCAUGUUGGAUUCUGUACUCUUUGCUCGAAACAAAUAUCUUCAACCAGAUGGUGCAGUUUAUCCUGAUCUAUGUACAAUAAGUCUUGUGGCUAUUGAUGACCAAAACAACCAUCAUUCCAAGGUUGAUUUUUGGAAUGAUGUUUAUGGGUUCAAAAUGACGUGCAUGAAAUCGUGUGUACUGGAAGAAAGUAGCGUUGAGUAUGUAAAAGGAGAUACUGUUAUAUCAAAUCCUUGCAUGGUGAAGUGUGUUGAUAUUUGCAGUAUUCAUGUUAAAGAUUUAGAUUUCACUUCCAACUUUAAACUAGAAAUUCAGCGGGAUUCAAAGUGCACAGCAAUUGUUGGUUAUUUUGAUGUCAUUUUCGAAAAGCAUUGCAGAAAAACUGUAAUGUUUUCCUGCAGUCCAACCAAUGAAAGAACUCACUGGAAGCAAACUGUGUUCACUCUUCCGAAGCCAAUACCACUUAAAAAGGGAGACUUGUUAACUGGAUCUAUAGUAUGUGCAAAGAAUCCAAAGGAUAAGAGGGCACUUGUUGUGACAUUUACAAUAGAUGGAGAAGAUCUGAAGUACAUUGUCCAGUAAUUGUUACCAUGUGAAUGAAUUACAAUGAAACAAAAAUGUCUUGCAUUAGAACAGAAAGUAUAAUUCUUGAUUUUUUUCCCCUAAAAAAGAUGUGUAAUUAAAAAUUCCAGAGAAUAAAAUAUUUUAUACAAAUAAAAUAUUAGACAUUUCUAAAAUCUUCCAUAACUUUUAGUGUCUCCACUUAUCUUGUAUUUAAAAUUAUUAAGUAAAAUAAAAUCAAUGUGUUCUACCGUAUAA